Messenger RNA from Cyprinodon tularosa, 1375 nucleotides. RefSeq names its product neuronal-specific septin-3-like. Lineage: Eukaryota; Metazoa; Chordata; Actinopteri; Cyprinodontiformes; Cyprinodontidae. The record is from RefSeq and is a predicted model, not a curated record. Gene Ontology annotation, cellular component: septin complex; septin ring; microtubule cytoskeleton. Gene Ontology annotation, molecular function: molecular adaptor activity; GTPase activity; GTP binding. The coding region runs from base 287 to 1312 and encodes 341 amino acids. The transcript is spliced from 9 exons. Gene Ontology annotation, biological process: cytoskeleton-dependent cytokinesis.
GCCAGGCCAGCUCUGCUCAGGGAUUAGGACAAGCUCCUUGGAGCAUUUACAUGUGAAUAGAUCCUGGGGCUGCCCCCCCCCCUCUCCCUCUCUGUCUCUCCUCACUCGGCUCCUGACAGAAGGGAGAACCAAAGGCAGGCAGCAGGGAGGGAAACGAGUUCCUCACGGUUACCAAAAACAAACUUUGCAGGAAGAAGUUGGAGGUUCUGUUUAGAGAGCUUCUGCUGCCAACGGCUGAGGAUCAGAAGAAACUGCCGAACAGUUGCUGUUUGAGCCGUCAGCCCUGAUGGAGGAGAGAGGGGAGAAGCAGAAUGUCAUCACAGGAGACGGAGAGCAGAACAUCCAGAGCUCGAGGUCGGAGAAGGAGAGCUGCAUGGAGGAGCAUGAGGAGCCUGUGAAGGAGAAGGGGAUGGAGACAGAGGAGAGCAGGAGAGAGUCGGAGCUGGAGGCCAAGGUGAAGCUGCAGCUCUGCCCGUCGGCUCCAGGAUUAAUCCGAGGAACCGACCUGUUCGGCUACGUGGGCAUCGAGGCGGUCCUGGACCAGAUGAGGCGCAAGACCAUGAAGGCUGGCUUCGAGUUCAACAUUAUGGUGGUCGGUCAGAGCGGGUUGGGGAAGUCCACGCUCGUCAACACGCUGUUCAAGUCCAAGGUCAGCAGGAAGUCCUGCUCACUGAACUACGAGGACAAGAUCUCCAAGACCGUCAAGCUGCAUGCAGUCAGCCACGUGAUUGAAGAAAAAGGAGUAAAGAUGAAGCUGACAGUGAUUGAUACUCCUGGAUUUGGGGACCAGAUUAACAAUGAGAACUGCUGGGAGCCCAUAGUGAAGUAUGUCAACCAGCAAUAUGAGAAAUACCUGCGAGAGGAGCUGAACAUCAACCGCAAGAGAAGAAUCCCUGACAGCAGAGUUCACUGCUGCAUCUACUUCCUGCCUGCGACCGGGCACAGGCUCCGUCCCAUUGAUGUAGAGUUCAUGAAGAGGCUGGGGAAGAUAGUCAGCAUCGUUCCCGUCAUCGCCAAAGCCGACACGCUCACCGUGGAGGAGCGGCAGGAGUUUAAAGAGCGGAUAAGGCAAGACUUGGCGUCCAAUGGAAUCCGCGUUUACCCCCAGAGAGAGUAUGAUGAAGAUCCAGAGGAGCGGCUCCUCAACGACAGAAUCAGGGAAAACAUUCCCUUUGCCGUGGUGGGAACCGACAAGGAGCACCAGGUGAACGGGAACAAGGUGCUGGGCAGGAAGACCAAGUGGGGAAUCAUUGAAGUUGAAAAUGUGGCACACUGUGAGUUCGCCAACCUGAGGGAUCUUCUGAUCAGGUGAGUCUGACUGAAGCACCCAUCUUCAUUUAGGAGGUCGACUCGCCUGAUGUUCUCACCUCCAGAU